Messenger RNA from Pocillopora meandrina, 638 nucleotides. NCBI's taxonomy places the organism in Eukaryota, Metazoa, Cnidaria, Anthozoa, Scleractinia, Pocilloporidae. The record is from the annotation of a GenBank genome assembly.
AAGAAACUGAAAAGUAGCUAGACCCAUCAAACUUUAGUCUUGAUCGUCGCAAUGGUACUUGUAAAGGAGCAUAUCGCAGAAACAUGGCGUAAAAUAAUUCAAAGCUCCCCGAAUAGGCGAGGGAAAUCGUGGGUUGUGUUUCGACAUGGAACUUGCGUGAUUCUCAUGGAAGGGGCGUCUAGCAAAGAGGAAGCAAUCACUCAAGCCACGCAGAUUAUUUCUGAAUAUGGUCCCGUUUAUGCUGGAACCCCGGCUGGAGAUUUUAAUAUUACUGAAAAUUCUGCAGUUGAAGGAAUAAUUGUGACUGGAUGGCAUUCAGAUGUUCUAAAUUACGUUGACAAGGAUGAACAAGGAGAUAACAUGAUGGCCAGUGCUUUGAUCGGAAGGAGCAAAAGGGAUCAAGACGGAAGGAAUCCUGAAGUUCUGCAUGUGGAAUACUCUAUUUAAGUGAUAUGGAUGAAAACAUUUUAAAUAAGUGUCGACGAAAAUAGCUUUCCUUUUUCAAUAGAGCAAACUAAAGGAAGAAGACAAUACCAUCUGAUGGUGAUGCACAAGCGAAUAAGCCAUGUCACGCUCGGAAAUGUGUUAGCAUAAAUUAAUGUAAAUUGAUGAAUAAAUUAAUGAAGAGUUAUUGCCGG